AUGCCUCUUUGCGCGGCGUGCCUCUCCCCGAUCCAGCCCCGCGAGGCGCAUGUACUGAUCGGCUGCGCCGACGGGCACGUGGCCCACAGGGACUGUUUGCGGGACUGGCAGCGGACUCCUUGUGCGCGUGGGCUGCGACAGCGCGCGCGUAGCGAUGCGUCGAGCGGCGCCGAGCGGCAAGCAUUUCCAUGCCCGCAGUGCUGCCUCGUCGAGAAGGGCUUCGGCUUCCCGGCCAUCGGCGGCGGCGGCGGCGACGACGACGACGGCGGCGGCGACGCAGACGAGGAGGAGGAGGAGGAGGAGGAGGAGGAGGAGGAGGAGGAGGCGACGGCGCCGGCGUCGGCGGCGGGAGAUGAGGCGGCGUCGCCGUCGGGCGCGGGCGCGGGCGAGCCAGCGCGGCCGGUGGCCGCAGCGAGCGCGCCAGGAGGUGGCGGCGGCUCGGCGGGGGCCGAUGCCUCGGCCGCCCCUCCUUCAUGCUCGGCGGGCGACGGCGACCAGGGGCUAUUCAGUACGGCAUGGGCGGCGGCAGCCGGAGCGUGGGCGUGGCUCGCGUCAAGACAAGGGAAGCGGAGGGCGGAGGAGGAGGAGGAGCAGCCGCUGCCGCCGCUCAAGCGGCAGGCGGGCGGCGGCGGCGGGGCGGGGCCGUCGGCGCUCCCGGCGCCGCAGCUCGCGUCGCGCCCGCCGCCGCCGCCGCCGCCGCCGCCACCCGCGCCUUCCACUGCCGCUGGAGCCGAGGCAGUCCGGCAGGCGGAGAGGGAGGGCCUGGCUCUGGCUACGAGCAGCAGCAGCAACAGCGGCUACAGAGGCGUGACCUUCUACCCGAGUCAGCAAGGCAGCAAGAAGUAUCGGCUGCGGGUGAGCGUUGGCGGCAAGAAGACCUUCCUCGGCCUCUUCGCCACCGCCGAGCAGGCGGCGCUCUUCCUCGCCCGCUGGGAGGCGGGCAGGGACACCAGCGAUCUCACCGCGCCGCCGCCGCCGCCAGCACCUUCCUCUCCCGCUGGAGCCGAGGCAGUCCGGCAGGCGGAGAGGGAGGGCCUGACCCUGGCUACGAGCAGCAACAGCAACAGCGGCUACAGAGGCGUGACCUUCUACCCGAAGCGGUCUUCCGGCACACGGUACCAGCUGAGGGCGACGGUCGGCGGCAAGCAAGCGAGCCUGCUCUUCGGCCCGGGCCCGGUCGCCGAGCACACGCUCCGGCGGCUCUCCGAGCGCGCUUCGGGCUUGGUCGGCGAUGGCCGCAUCGGCCAGGCGGUCAAGACGCAGCGGCGCGUGCUACGAGCAAUGGGCAAAAUUGACCACCCCGACGAGCUGACCGCGCUGCACAAUCUGGCAGACACUCUGUACCUCCAGGGCGAGCUGGUGGAGGUGGAGCGGCUGCAGCGAGAGCUUCUGCACCGUCAGAGAGAGAAGCUCGGCUGCUGCCACCCGGAGGCGCUCGAGACGAUGGGCGUGCUGCUUCCGGUGAGCAUCACCGCGGCUGGGCUCUCCGCGAUGCUGGAAGAGCACAUCGAGGGCACUUUCGAGAACCUCUUCGCCGUCGAGUCGCCCCAGUACGGCGCGUGA
This is a messenger RNA of Emiliania huxleyi CCMP1516, 1563 nucleotides long. RefSeq lists its product as hypothetical. Gene Ontology annotation, molecular function: protein binding. The record is from RefSeq and is a predicted model, not a curated record. Bases 1 to 1563 code for a protein of 520 amino acids. NCBI's taxonomy places the organism in Eukaryota, Haptophyta, Isochrysidales, Noelaerhabdaceae. The transcript has 4 exons.